UGUCCGUUGUGCCCCCUGGCGGCUGAAUGAUGAAAUUGUUCCUUUCAGAUGAGAAUGAGGCGUAGGGAGCAUCGUUGCCAUUCCCGUUUCCUGUGCUCAUGAUUGUUGAUGAAGAGCGAGCAGUGAGACAACCCAGGGGGCUGGAAAGCGACACUCCAUGCGCCAUGGUCCGGGAUAAAAAGGAUAGAGACAGCUGGGGGUCUUUUGUGGACAAGCAUGUAUUUGAGUGGAGCUCUGAGGACGAGGAGCCGGACGGUAAGGCUCGGCCAGUGCAGGUUCUGGUGGUGAAGGAUGAUCACACGUUCGAGCUGGACGAGGCAGCACUGAAUCGUAUCCUGCUGGCCAAAGACCUCAGAGACAGAGAGAUAGUCGCAAUAUCUGUUGCUGGAGCUUUCCGGAAAGGGAAGUCCUUCCUCAUGGACUUUAUGCUACGCUACAUGUACAACCAGGCGAGUGAAGACUGGUUAGGAGAUCCCGAUGUGCCUUUGACAGGUUUCUCGUGGAGAGGAGGCUCAGAGAGGGAGACCACCGGCAUCCAAAUCUGGAGUGAAGUCUUCCUGGUGGACAAACCAGACGGAAACAAGGUGGCAGUGCUGCUGAUGGACACACAGGGAACGUUCGACAGCCAGUCCACGCUGAGAGACUCAGCUACUGUUUUCGCCCUCAGUACCAUGAUCAGCUCCAUGCAGGUGUAUAACAUAUCACAGAAUGUUCAGGAGGAUGACUUGCAGCACCUGCAGCUCUUUACAGAAUAUGGUAGACUGGCCAUGGAGGAAACGUUCCUCAAACCGUUCCAGUCAAUGAUUUUCCUUGUGAGAGAUUGGAGUUUUCCAUACGAGUUUCCCUACGGACAAGAGGGAGGCAUGAAGUUCCUGGAGAAAAGACUAAAGAUUUCAGAGAACCAGCAUGAGGAGCUGCAGAACGUGAGGAAGCACAUUCACUCCUGCUUUACUAACAUCUCCUGCUUCCUCAUGCCACAUCCCGGCCUCAAGGUCGCUACCAACCCCCACUUUGAUGGAAGACUCAAGGAGAUCGAUUCAGAGUUUAUCAGUAACCUGAAAGUGCUGGUGCCAUGGUUACUCAGCCCCAAAAACCUGGACGUCAAAGAAAUCAACGGCAGCAAGAUUACCUGUAGAGGCCUGCUGGAAUAUUUUAAGGCAUAUAUAAAGAUUUACCAGGGGGAAGAGUUGCCCCACCCAAAGUCCAUGCUACAGGCCACCGCAGAGGCGAAUAACCUGGCGGCUGUAGCUGCAGCUAAAGACCUGUACAACCGAAAGAUGGAGGAGGUGAGCGGGGGCGACCGGCCCUUUUUAGCCCCGAGUGAGUUGCAGGCUCGUCAUGCAGUGAUCCGUGAUGAAGCCCUAGCUGUGUUCCGUGGUGUGAAGAAGAUGGGUGGCGAGGAGUUCAGUCGCCGCUACCUGCUGCAGCUGGAGGCAGAAAUCGACGAGCUCUUUGUGCAGUACAUCAAGCACAAUGACUCCAAGAAUAUCUUCCAUGCAGCAAGGACGCCCGCCACGCUCUUCGUGGUCAUCUUCAUUAUGUAUGUGGCAGCGGGCAUCACAGGCUUCGUGGGCGUGGACGUGAUCGCCAGCGUGUGCAACAUGGUUCUGGGUUUCGCUCUCAUCACACUCUGCACCUGGGCCUACAUCCGCUACUCCGGCGAAUACAGAGAGCUCGGCGCCCUCAUAGACCAGGUGGCUGGAGCGCUGUGGGACCAGGGAAGCACUAAUGAGGCUCUGUAUAAAUUGUAUAACGUGGCUGCCAAUCAUAGGCAGCUGUACAGCCACGCCUUCCCCAGACACCAGACUGAGCAACACCCCGAACAGGACAAGAAGAGAAACUGAGCACACACACAUACACAUGCACGCGCACACACACACACAGGCCCAAACUUACACCCAUUCUGUCAGAGAGACGUUCCGGCCAUAGCACACUUGAGCUUUGUGGAUCAUGCACGUGACAUCACAGAGAGAAAGAGAAUUCAAGGGAAAUAGAAAAUGCAAAAGUUUACAUUAUUGCUGUAUAAAGAACACAGAUUCUGUUACCAUAGGCCACUAAUAGCUCAUAGAAAUCCAGUAUAAUAGAUAAUAGCUCCUGGAAGUCCAGUAAUGUAGAAUGGAAUCCCCAGAUCUAGAUCCAACUCAGCCUGAACAUUCCACCAAGAGGAUGUUGGUACUGCUUCAGGGAACUAGUGAACAAUCCACUCCCCUUUCCACCGGGGCUAAGAGUCAAACUGUUACAUAAUCAGAGCGUUACAUUAUCUUCCCAGUAGUCAUAAUUUGCAGAAUUAGUAUUAUAAGGUUCUAUCUCCUAUUCAUUUGUAUACCAGAUAGAACCAUGUAAUACUAUGGUUAUAAACUGUUACACACCACAAACACACUGUCAUGCACAAAGAUUAUAUGCAAAAUGACAGGUACAUGCAUGGCGCUUAUUAGCAUUAACAUUAAUACAGUUGCUCCCAUUCAGUUUGCUGCAAGUGUAAAUAACAUACUCGCUUGUUUGUCAGAUAAGGUUUGCAAAUUUUUAGAAAAAAAGAAUUCGACACUGUUCACGUUUUAUUUUAAUGGUGGCUAUAAAAAUAAAAAUAAUGAGUGGAGGUCAUGCUGACGAAGUGAGGAGGAAAUGAUGUCAGACCAGCCAUGUUUUGUUUUUAGAGCUGAAAUCAUUUUUCCAUCCAAGGAUCGCAUCUUUUGCGGUGGAAACACAGUGUUCCCAGAUUAGGUACUGGCACCUUGUCGGUGGAAGACGACUACGAUAUGACUAUUGCUCAAUCUAAGCAGAAAUACAAACUGCACGUGUGGAUAGUC
This is a messenger RNA of Ictalurus punctatus (channel catfish), 2807 nucleotides long. It is a transcript of the gene atl1, whose product is annotated as atlastin GTPase 1. The record is from RefSeq and is a predicted model, not a curated record. Gene Ontology annotation, molecular function: GTPase activity; GTP binding. Gene Ontology annotation, biological process: endoplasmic reticulum organization; protein homooligomerization. The transcript has 14 exons. Bases 99 to 1844 code for a protein of 581 amino acids. Lineage: Eukaryota; Metazoa; Chordata; Actinopteri; Siluriformes; Ictaluridae.